Messenger RNA from Caenorhabditis briggsae, 1326 nucleotides. Bases 1 to 1326 code for a protein of 441 amino acids. The transcript has 5 exons. Lineage: Eukaryota; Metazoa; Nematoda; Chromadorea; Rhabditida; Rhabditidae. The record is from RefSeq and is a predicted model, not a curated record.
AUGUUCAGCUUCCAUCCACAAAGGAACAUAGCAGAAGCCGUCAUUCAGCAGAACAUAUCUUCUAGAUGGGUGGUCGAUUGGGAUGAAUUCAUUCCAUCUGAAACCAUAGGGUUCAUGGUUUGGUUUUUCAAGAAUAAAACAGAAGAGCUUUGUGACUAUUUACAAGACAACGAAGCACGUCCAUUCUGCCUACGCGAACAACAUCACUACUACAAAGAAAGAAUCCACGAUGACUUGAAUCUUGUGGUUCUAUUAGAUCUAGAGAUUCGUUACCCAUGCGUUGACGUUCGUUACGAUUUUGAUGAGAUGAAAAGAGAGGAAUACUAUGAAAAGCGGGAUUUCAAGAAUGCAGAGUGUAGUCGAAUGGCCAGGCCCAAAAAGACUGUAAAACCUGUUAAAAAGGCUAGAAACACCAAACGUGAUCAAAUUGUGUACUCGGAAUACACUGGACGUCCACGUCGAGCAUGCAAGGAGGAAAGAUUGGAUGGUCGAGUGAAGGCGUUUUCAAAAAGAAGCGGAGAAUCCCUUGAUGUGGUAGUUGUUCAAACCAAACGGAAAAGGUUUCGACGAAUGAAGAGAGAACCUGCAUGGCCAUUUUUUCUAACAAUGCUCCACGCGUUCCCCAACGAUGAUAUAUCCAAAUAUGCAGUUUAUUUCAAUUCAAUCAAUAAUUGGGCGGUGCAAUACCCAUACCCAGUUUGGGUUGAGACCUUUCGUUGGAUAAAUAUACGCCUUGAGGAUCGGAAAAAUGAGAUUGAACGCUACUUGCAAGACAACCGGUACUGUGAGCCUAAAAUUCCAGAGCGCCCAGAUAUGUUUGUGAACACACCGAUCAACAAGCAACCAGACAUCAUGUUGAAAUUCAUGGAACUUUUCAACUGGAAAUUGAUCCCAUUCCACAAGUUCUACAUUUACAUUCGUGAGGAUAUUACCACUAUUCAGUUGUGGAAUAAAGCUGUGUUUGUGGAGUUCCCAAUUGGAACAAAUGAUCUCAGUGGGAUCUUGAAGCAAUUGACCCCAUUCAUUGCAUGUCUUUAUGAAGCAAGAGUGUUCAGUAUUGGUGUGAAGAUCUUCGGAAGCGCAAAGGAAUUGAUGAAAAGAUUUAAAAACUAUCUCAACAAAGACAAAAAAUUUGAACGUGAUCCUGUCAAAUAUGCAUGUAGUGAUAUUCGAUACAAUUUCGAUGAAAUCGGAAGAGAGAAGUUCUACGAGACUCGUGAUUUCAAGAGAGCUGAGAAGGGGCAGGACAAGGAUACUGAUAAAUGGAUUUUCUAUAAGCGUGCCAUCGAUGAUGAGGAUUUUGGAGUUCCAAUUGUUCUUGAUUAA